This is a messenger RNA of Rotaria sordida, 444 nucleotides long. The record is from the annotation of a GenBank genome assembly. NCBI's taxonomy places the organism in Eukaryota, Metazoa, Rotifera, Eurotatoria, Philodinida, Philodinidae.
AUGGCUCAGCUAAUUAAUGAUGAAACUACAUCAGCUGUACCUAGUGCAUCAGCUAUAUCAACUAAUUCAACUGAUUCAACUGAAAUAUCAAAAAUAUAUAAAGGAACAAUUGUUAAAUACAUUCAUGGUCGUAAUUAUGGUUUUAUAAGAAUUUCAAAUAUUGAAAAAACAGAAAAAAAAGAAAUUUUUUUUCAUAAAUCUCAUAUUAUCAAAAGCAAUUUUAAACCUGAGGUAAAACAAGGUGACAAAUGUCAAUUUGCAAUCGAUGAAGGAAUCAAAGGAAGUAUUGCAAACAAUAUUAUCAUCAGUUAUCGUCCAAUACCUAAAAUUGAAAAACGAAUAAACAGCACCAAUAUAAUACAAGAAAAUGAAUUUAAAGCAACAUUAUUUACUAAGACAAUGUUGGAAUAUUUUCGCUUUGCAACGAGUACCAAUACACAAUAA